Diaporthe batatas is the source of this 1239-nucleotide messenger RNA. RefSeq lists its product as uncharacterized. Lineage: Eukaryota; Fungi; Ascomycota; Sordariomycetes; Diaporthales; Diaporthaceae. The coding region runs from base 1 to 1239 and encodes 412 amino acids. The record is from RefSeq and is a predicted model, not a curated record. The transcript has 2 exons.
AUGAGCACUUCAAAUAACAACAACACACAUUCUGGCAUCCUGGCCGAGGACUUUGACUGGAUCGUCGUCCCUGACCCCCCUCAAGUCAUGCCCCUCAACGACAACGGCAGCAUCAGCGACGGCGUGGGCGGCGCCAGCGCCAGCGCCAGCAGUAUCAGCGUCCACAUCCUCAAGAACGUGCCGCACCCCGAGCCGGGGACCCUCAGCGACGCCAUAGAGGGUGGCAAGCUCAGGGACUCAAUCGACCUGGCCAUGUGCCCGCGGCUCCCCAAGGGCAAGUCCGGCGACCCAGAGACCAGACAGUCCAGGCUGGCUGCCCAGUACACGGGGCCGCUGCUGGACCUACCGGAGCUCAACAACGCCGGCGCCGGCGCCGGCACGGGGGGGUACGACAUCCUCCUGGCGCCGUGCCCAGAGGGGUCAACGUCAACGCCUCUCCAGGCCGCGGGGGAGGGCCCGGCCAGGCAUCCCGCCCACGGCCUCGCGCCCUCCGCCCACGAGCAGCGGCAGUGGCAGGUCACGUACGACUUCAAGCUGUACGACCCGGACGAGUUUGACAAGACGGACUGGCGCGAGAAGCUGGAGCCCACCGCGGGUGGCGGCAGCUCUAGUAACAGGUCCAGACGGGCUCACACCUCGCCCUUCCCCGGCCCCCAGCCGGACGGGUCCCGCCCCACGUCUAGGCGGAGCAGCCUUUUCCACGGUACCGGCUCGUUUACGGUAUCGGUGCCGCGCCCGGAGUGGCUGUUCCCCCACGAAAGGGAGGAGGGCAGGGCCGCCGGCGGCGGCGGCGGCAAGCGGGGGGCUCUGGCGCGCACGUUCAGCAUGUCCUCGCUCAAGGACGCCCUCAAGGACAUGGUAGGCCCCGUGCACGACAAGGCCGAGCGCAAGGGCAGGCCGAGAAACAGCCUCAAGCCCCGGCGCAACCGCAACAGGGCCUCGGGUGUCCCCGGGCCGCAGACGGGCGGCGUCUUCGAGGUGCACCAGCAGCAGCAGGGCGGGGACAAGGUCUUCGCGUUCGGGGCGGACAAGGACAAUGUGGUCGUCUCGGUCGAGCCCGUCGAGCCCACCUCUUCUUCGGACGGCGAUGAGGUCGAGGACUCGGACUCGGACUCGCACAGCGAUGGGCCUUGGAAUGACCGCCAUUAUGUGCGGGGCCCUUUUGUCCACCUUAACUCGCGCCCCUAUGAGUGGAACGGCGACGUGCUCCGCCGGCGCCCGUCGGCUGGGACUUCUUGA